Molecule: messenger RNA, 2453 nt
Organism: Cannabis sativa
Lineage: Eukaryota; Viridiplantae; Streptophyta; Magnoliopsida; Rosales; Cannabaceae
Product: protein FAR1-RELATED SEQUENCE 8
Exons: 2
Coding region: 131-2416 (761 amino acids)
Biological process (GO): regulation of DNA-templated transcription
Molecular function (GO): zinc ion binding
Source: RefSeq, a predicted model, not a curated record
AAUAUAAUCAAAUUGAAGGACCAAUAAAUAAAUAUAAGAAAAAAGCCCAGUCAGCAAGCUUAGUGUUAGGGCAAAACUAGAAUCACAGACUUUGACAGAAGGCGCUUGUGCGAAGUUCUCCGCCUAAAGCAUGACCGGCGACACCGCCUUUUCGCCGAACGAUCCCUCACUCUCAUCCAACGCUAAUCUUCAUAUCACAAUUGAUGAAGGUUCCCAGAAUAGUGAGAAUCUCCUUGAGGAGGAAGGAAAUGACCUUGAGAAUGAUUGUGAGCAGUUAUUUGAGAUUGAUGGUGAUGACCAUGAAAAUGGAAUGGAUGUUAAAAACGACCAUUAUUUUGACAUUGAAAGUAAUGGCCAUGAAGACGAUGGAGAUGAUACAAAUGAACACUUGUUUGACAUUGAUGGAAAUGGCCAUGAAAAUAAUGUAGAUGAACAACUAUUCGACAUUGAAGGCAGCGGACAUGAAGACAAUAAGGAUGAUGCUAGCUUAGUUGAUGACGGAAGUGGUACAUCUCAAAGGAAGGUUUACCCCCCACCUGUUGUAGGAAUGGAGUUUGAAUCUUAUGAUGAUGCUUACAACUUUUAUAACUGCUAUGCUAAGGAUAUUGGAUUUGCUAUACGAGUUAAGUCGUCAUGGACAAAACGUAACAGUAAAGAGAAGCGGGGUGCAGUACUCUGUUGCAACUGUGAGGGUUUCAAAACAGUUAAAGAUGCUAACAGUCGUAGGAAAGAAACAAGAACAGGCUGUCUAGCUAUGAUAAGAUUGAGAUUAGUGGAAUCUAACAGAUGGAGGGUGGAUGAAGUUAAGCUUGAGCACAACCAUUUGUUUGAUCCUGAAAGAGCUCAAAACUCCAAGUCACAUAAGAGGAUUGAUUCUGGAGCAAAAAGGAAGGUGGAGCCAACACUUGAUGUUGAAGUACGAACUAUCAAGUUAUACCGUGCACCUGCCAUUGAUACAGUUAGCUAUGGUAGCUCGAACUCAAAUAAAGGAGAAAUUAACAGCCAAUGUGAUCGGUCUAGGUCCUUGAACUUGAAGCUUAGAAAUGGAGAUGUUCUACUCAUUCAGAAUUUCUUUUGUCGAGCUCAGCUAGUUGAUCCAAACUUUUUCUAUGUUAUGGAUUUCAAUGACGAAGGGCUUUUAAGGAAUGUAUUUUGGAUUGAUUCCAGGUCUAGGGCUGCUUAUGCUCACUUUAAUGAUGUAGUUUCAUUUGACACAACAUGCUUGUCAUUUAACUAUGAAAUUCCACUCAUUGCGUUUGUUGGUGUGAAUCACCAUGGGCAGAACAUUCUGCUGGGUUGUGGUUUGCUUGCAGAUGAGACAUUGGAGACAUACAUAUGGUUAUUUAGAGCUUGGCUUACAUGCUUGUCUGGUCGCCCUCCUCAGACUAUCAUAACAAAUCAGUCCAAGGCCAUGCAAUCUGCAAUUGCAGAGGUGUUUCCUAGGGCUCACCAUCGGUUAUGUUUGGCAAAUGUAGUGCAAAGUAUUCUUGAGAGCUUGGGAGCAUUGCAAGAUUAUGAGGCAUUUCAGAUGUUUUUUAUUAGGAUUGUCUACGAUUCUCUAAAAGUAGAGGAAUUUGAAUUGGCUUGGGAAGAUAUGAUCCAGCGUUUUGGACUUAGGGAUCAAGAGUGGCUUCGGAUUUUCUAUGAUGAUCGAGAGCGAUGGGUUCCUGUUUACUCAAAAGACAUCUUUUUUGCUGGAUUGUCCUAUUUUCAGAAGGAUGAGUCUGUGAGCUCGAUUUUUGAUGGCUAUGUGCACGACAAAACUUCUUUGAAGGACUUUUUCGAUAUUUAUGAUAUAUUCUUGGAAAAGAAGCGUCAGAAAGAAGCUCUUGAUGAUUUUGAGUCAAGAGAUUUGAGUCCCAUAUUGAAAACAAGGUGCUAUUAUGAGUUGCAACUUUCUCAAUUGUAUACAAAAGAGGUAUUCAGAAAGUUCCAAGAUGAGGUUGUGAUGAUGUCUUCUUGUUUCAACAUAACCCAAAUUCUUACAAAUGGUACAAUUGCGACAUACACUGUCAAAGAAAGCGAGGGGGGAGAAAUUAUGAGGGAUGUCAGGAACUUCGAAGUAGUAUAUGACAAAACAGGCGCAGAAAUUCGCUGCAUUUGCAGCUGUUUCAAUUUCAAAGGCUUCUUAUGUCGACAUGCCUUGUGCGUACUCAAUUAUAAUGGCGUUGAAGAAAUCCCAUUUCAGUAUUUGUUACCGCGAUGGAGGAAGGAUUUUAAGCGGUUGUAUGUACCGGAUUUCGGGUCUAAUAAUGUUGAUAUAACAAACCCAGUUCAGUGGUUUGAUCAUUUGUACAAACGAGCAAUGCAAGUGGUUGAGGAAGGUAUGAAUUCUCAAGAUCACUAUAUGGUUGCUUGGCAAGCAUUUAAGGAGUCUUUGAAUAAGGUUCGUCUUGUAGCAGACAAACAUGUAUAGUAAUUAUCAAUAAAUUUGUAUAAUUCUUUGUAGCUAG